Molecule: messenger RNA, 1777 nt
Organism: Neocloeon triangulifer
Lineage: Eukaryota; Metazoa; Arthropoda; Insecta; Ephemeroptera; Baetidae
Product: X-linked interleukin-1 receptor accessory protein-like 2
Exons: 7
Coding region: 14-1108 (364 amino acids)
Biological process (GO): signal transduction
Source: RefSeq, a predicted model, not a curated record
UUGACGCUGAGCCAUGAGGAUGAAAAGUCUUAAUCCUUUUGCUUCAUUGGCAUUGAUUUCCAUUUUUGAGGUUGUGUCAUCGACAAAAACAUGCAACCUUACCAGCGAUUGCAAAAUUUUGGAAACAUCAGUCCUCUAUCAAGAGGCAAAAGUGGGAGAUACUGUAACUUUCCAGUGCAUAGGAGUUUGCAACAAUAACGAUAAUAGUUGGGUUAACAUCAGCUGGACUUCCGAAAAAUGGAUUGAAAAUAUGCGUUUAUCAGGAAUAAGGAAAAUGAGCAUUGGCGAUUGCAACGUGCUAAGCCUGAAUCUGACAAUUCACGUCACUAGCGAGAAAGAUUUUGAAAAUAGUUUGAAAUGCCGAAUUCAGGACGAGUUUACAUCCACAUCGUCUUCGGAAGUAAAAGAUGCUGUAUUAAAACGAAAAAAGGACCCUGAAAUUUCCUACUGGGCAGGAAUUAUUGUGGCCAUCACUUUAUUUUCCUUUACACUUUUCGCGGCAAUACUGAUGUACGUCUUUAACCUGGAAUUGAGGCUAAUUUACAAAGACAGAUUUUCGUCGCUCAACACCAACGGAAAGUACGAUUUGUUCAUAUGUUACCAGUCAGACGAAGAAGGUGAAUUUGUAGCAAAGUUUAUUUUGCCCUGCCUGGAAAAUAUUUUGGGAUACAAGUGUUUCAUCGUUGAUAGAAACACCGCGUGCGGGGAAUGGUUGAUGGACGUUAUUUACUGCAAAAUAAAGCAAAGUCGGUGCUUCUUACUAAUCGUUUCUGAAGGAAUCGCUCAAGACACGCUAUGCAAAUUUGCAUGCGAGCGCGCUGUAGAGGAAGCAAAGGGGCCUAGAGGAAUGAAGCUCAUCUGCGUUAAGCCACCGACACCUAAGCGCAAGAAGUCGCGAUUGGAUACAGAAUUGGAAGAAAAUUUUGCAGGAAUUGAACCGUUGAAUAUGAUUUGUAAGCUCGGCAGACAGAUUCCUAAAGUCGAUCCGAAAGAGAGCACAAUCAAGGAGAAAAAUCGGUUUUGGAAGAAAUUGUGUCUCCAGUUGCCGGCCAAAAGAAACUUGGCAUGGCUCAAACUUGGACGUAGAGAUAGAGAGAUAUUUAUAUAACAAUAAGAUAUCUUAUGAGGAUGAGAAUUACAUUAAAUUUGUAUCAGUGGGGUAGUUGCGCAGCAGAGUUUUAGCUCAAAAUUGUCGGUUUUUGGUGGAUUUUUGAUGAAAUAAAAAUCAAUUUCUAAAAAUCGUUUUUAGACAGUCGCCAAAAGGAAAAAAAUUCCUAUAAAUAACUGCCGAUAAAUUAAAUUUUGCAUUUUUUUUAUCGAAAUGAUUUUUUUUAUCUCAUUUAAAAAAAAAAUGUAUUUAAUGCAGGACCAAGGUGGGUUUCAGUCGACUCAAAAUCGCAUGAAUCGUGCACAUUUGACAUUCUUGGAGCUCUAAAUAUUGUGGAAAACCAUAAUUGUUAUAUCCCUUUAUCUAGUUUAUCCGAAAUGUAAAUUUUUAAAAUUAAUUUAAUUAAAUUAAUUUGCAACUAAAACGUUUUACUCAUUUUUAUAGUACCUGUUAAUAUAGUGUUAUUAUUAUUGUUGUUUAUUUGUCCACAUUGUUGAAUUAUUAUUGUUAAUAUCUAGUUUUAUAAAUGAAAACAUAACUAUUCGAGGCCGUUAUUUUUUGCAAGUAGUUUUAAGGUGAUUUUUUAAUCAAAAAUGUAAAGUUUUAGCAUAAUUUAUUAUUACUUUUUAAAUUGUUCACGUUUAAUAUUAUUAAAAGAUUGAAAGUGUA